AUGUCAUCUGAUCCCCCACCAUCCUUCAAGUCUUCCAUCACUACCGACACCAACCCACCACCCCUCGGCGAGCGUAACCCCUCCUGGACGCCCGACGAACUCGCCGCGAACUACGACUUCCUCUGGAAACUAUACCUUGAAAUCACUAAAGCUAACUCCGACGCAAUACUCAACGUCCUGAAGCAGAGGGACCCGGUUGCGAUUCAGAAGGAAGCCCAAGAGAUGAAAAUCAACCAAAUGCAAGGAAUGUUGCAAUUGCAGGGUCUGUACAAGUCGGCAGAAGAGACUAAGCAGCUCGAGGCCAAGAACAAAGAGCAAGAGAACAGGAUCAGUGAGCUCGAGGCGUCGGGAAAGGAGUAUAAGGCCAAGCUUGAGGAACGCAAGGAGAGCUAG
This is a messenger RNA of Alternaria ventricosa, 393 nucleotides long. RefSeq lists its product as uncharacterized. The record is from RefSeq and is a predicted model, not a curated record. Lineage: Eukaryota; Fungi; Ascomycota; Dothideomycetes; Pleosporales; Pleosporaceae. The coding region runs from base 1 to 393 and encodes 130 amino acids. The transcript has a single exon.